AUGACCUCCACUCUCACCGGCACCAGGCCUUCUGUCCCCCAAGAUCCCACCCUCGCCAUCACAAACUGCGACUCCUUCGAAGGCCAGACUCUUGCCCUCGCUCUCGCCGACUACCUCGAACACAAGCACAACUACAACAACUUCAAAAAGGUUGGCAAAGAGGGUGGAGGCCAUGACCAUAACGAACCAUCGAAACCUGCUCCACCCGUCGUCUCUCAACUUGUCUGUCUCACCCGCGACAAGAACAAGUGUGGCGACCUCAGCAAGCGCGACUCCUGCAAAGUUGUCCAAAUCUCUUACGAAGACCCAAACACCAUUGGGAUCGCUCUUCGAGGUAUCCAUACUGUUGUCUUUGUUCCCGAGAUCGAACCCCAGCGGGUCGACUGGGCUGACCGUAUUGUCGAUGUCAUGAAGCAAGAGAGUGUGACGCGCUGUAUCGCCAUCUCGAGUAUUGGCACUGAUGCCUCUGACAAGGACCAACUCGACCGUUUCCGUCGUGUCGAGGACCGUGUCAAGAAGGAUCUUCCCCGCUGGACCAUCCUCAGAGAGGGAUUCCCAUUCCAGGCGCUGUUCUACUGGAUCCCGAUGGUGCAAGACCAAGGUGUGCUGGGGAUGCCGAUCAAGCGGGACAUUGAGUUUGCGCCCCUCGACAUCACCGAUCUCGGCCGGGCAUUGAUCUCGGUGACUUUUCCGUCUAAGCAUCACCCUGGCGGAAGUGAUAGUGGUAAGGUUGUGCUUGGCGAGUUCCCUUUGGAUGAUGAUAUCCGAAAGUCACUCGCUAAGCUCAACCUCACUGGCGCUCAUUCUCGCGCCGCACACGAAGCCGUCUCUACCUUCCCCGUGACUCCUUCGACUGUCAUCACUCCUGCUGGACCUGGAGACGGCGACGAUCGACACGACGGACAGAUCUACACCCUGACUGGACCAGAGACUGUCACCGGACCCAAGCUCGCCCAUGCACUCACCCGCGCCUUGAAAUCCGACAAGAAGCACAAAGACAAGCACCCGGAGCCGAUCGUGUUCAAGGAGCUGACGCGCGAAGAGUUCCGCGACUACUUGCUCACUCUUCGAAUCAAGUCUGGUGGCGCUAUCCCGAUGACCACCGCUGGAUUCCAACCUGUGACCAGCUUCUUGCGAUUCUUUCAGCACAUGACCAACGCUGUCAAAGGUGUCCAUCAUCAUCACCCCCAGUCACCCGCCAAAGAGAAGGACGAGAAGUUUUCUUCUUCUUCUCCUGCCAAGAUUGCAUCCCAGUUUGAUGUCGCCAAGACUACUGCUGCUGAGGGCAACGAUGACGACGGUGUUGCUUUGAUUAAUGCUCUGAGUGACGACGACAGCUGCCCUGGAUGCAAGUCACCCAAGAAGGGACACGCACCCGUGUUGGAAGCACCCAACGACACGGAGAUCGAUUUGGUCUUGGAGCUGUUGGAUUACAUCAACGAAAGCCGAGCGACCUUCCAGUCGGGUGAUCUGCUAAAGAUCACUGGCGAGCGAGGCAACAAUGCCAAGGCGUUCUUUGAGGAGCACGCCUGCAACUUUCACCAGAGUCAGUCGAUUGCCGUUGACAAGAACAGUUCUCCUUCCUUUGCUCCUGAGUCGACUCUCCACAGUGAGGGACAGCAGCGAGUUGCCUGA
Messenger RNA from Linnemannia hyalina, 1635 nucleotides. Lineage: Eukaryota; Fungi; Mortierellomycota; Mortierellomycetes; Mortierellales; Mortierellaceae. The record is from the annotation of a GenBank genome assembly.